AUUAGUGCCAUACAUUGAAGUAAUCAGAUUCAAAAUGAGUAUCAAGAAAUUCCCAUUUGAAAUUAGACCGCUAGAACCUGAACUGGAUGAAAAAAUCAAGUCACUGUAUUUAGGUGCGAAUGAGGGAUCUGUGGAAAUUGGCCCAAAAAAGUAUGUAAUUAGCUCUAAAUAUGGCCAAGUUGCUGAAACUGUGUACAAUUUUGAAGUAAGACCAGACGAUGUGUGGGUUGUCACAUUUCCCAGAUCAGGUACCACUCUGAUGCAAGAGAUGACAUGGUUGAUCCUGAAUGACGAUUACGAUACUGCGAAGAACGUUUCACUUUUUAAAAGAUUUCCCUUCCUAGAGCAAAUUAGUACAUUAAUCAGAUUCAAAAUGAAUAUCAACAAAUUCCCAUUUGAAAUUAGACCACUAGAAGCUGAACUGGAUGACAAAAUCAAGUCACUAUUUUUAGGUGCGAAUGAGGGGUGUGUGGAAAUUGGCCCAAAGAAAUAUAUAAUUAGCUCCAAAUAUGGCCAAGCUGCUGAAACUAUAUACAAUUUUGAAGUAAGACCAGACGAUGUGUGGGUUGUUACAUUUCCCAGGUCAGGUACUACUCUGAUGCAAGAGAUGGCCUGGUUGAUACUGAACGACGAUAACGAUACUGCGAAGAACGCUUCACUUCUUAAAAGGUUUCCCUUUCUAGAGUUAUCAACAUUGUGCCCAGACCAUGUUAUAGCAGAAACAACAGAGCAUAUAGUGAAUGAUCAAAAAAUGUGGCAAGAAUACAAAGAGUCAAUGAAGCCCCAAUGGGAAGUUUUAGAAAAUACAGUCGGUAGGAGAUUCAUUAAAAGCCAUUUGCCGUUGUCCUUGUUACCUCCGACUUUGCUCACAUCAGGUGCUAAGGUAGUUUACAUUGCACGAAAUCCGAAAAAUGCAAUUAUAUCGAGGUAUUAUCAAGAGCGUUCUCUAAGGAUGACGAACUAUGUAGGAAAUUUUGAACAGUACUGGGACCUCUUUGAAAAAAACUUAAUGUAUUUCACACCAUAUUGGGAACAUUUAGAAGAAGCAUGGCAGCAAAGAAGUAACAAAAAUCUUUCGUUCUUCUUCUUCGACGAUGUGAUAAAGGAUUAUAAGAAGGCUAUUGUGGAACUGUCGAAUUUUUUGGAAAAAACCAUGAGCGAUGAACAAAUAUCGAAGCUGGCAGACUACCUGCACAUAGAUAAUUUUCGUGGUCGACCUCAAGUAAACUUUAUGCUAAAGAUUAUAAGUGUGCGAGAUCCCUACCAACACGUUCGAACAGGAAAAUCCGGGGUUUGGGAUGAAUAUUUCACCCAGGAGCUUGAGGCAAGAGCAAAUAAGUGGAUAGAAGAAAAUUAUAAGAAUACUACAUUAAGAUUUCCAAUAAAAUUGUAUUAGAGAUUUUAGGCAGACCAAAAUAUAUACUUGUCAUUAGAA
Messenger RNA from Anoplophora glabripennis (Asian longhorned beetle), 1435 nucleotides. Its product is annotated as estrogen sulfotransferase-like. Gene Ontology annotation, cellular component: cytoplasm. The record is from RefSeq and is a predicted model, not a curated record. NCBI's taxonomy places the organism in Eukaryota, Metazoa, Arthropoda, Insecta, Coleoptera, Cerambycidae. The transcript has 10 exons. Gene Ontology annotation, molecular function: sulfotransferase activity. Gene Ontology annotation, biological process: sulfation. Bases 35 to 1396 code for a protein of 453 amino acids.